AUGGGUCCUCUAUUACAUGGGCAGCCCUGGAGCCAGCCUGUUAAUAUGGACAGCUUGUGUGGCAUUCUAUCAAUGUUAGGUGCCCUUUCCUAUGCUGAACUUGGUACUGUCAUUAAGGAAUCUGGAGGGGAUUACAUUUAUAUUUUACGCAAUGUUGGCAAACUACCGGCAUUCCUCCUGGCAUACACGUCGGUCAUUGUGGCCAGACCAGCUGGCAUUUCUGCCAUCUCCUUAAGUUUUGCAGAGUAUGUGGUGGCAGCCUUCUACCAGGACUGCCCACCACCUCAGGUAGUGUUGAAGUGCACAGCAGCUGCCUGUAUCCUCAUCUUGUGCAUAAUUAACUGCCUCAAUGUCAGGCUUUCUGCCGCUAUCAUUAACGUCUUCACAUUUGCCAAACUGUUGGUAUUGCUGGUCAUAAUUGUAGGCGGUAUGGUCCUUUUGGCCCAAGGACACACUCAGGUCUUCCAGAAUGCCUUUGAAAAUACAGCUGCAGGUUUCGGACCAGUUGGAGUGGCUUUUUAUCAAGGACUCUGGUCUUACGAUGGAUGGAACAAUCUGAACUAUGUAACCGAAGAAGUGAAGAAUCCUGAGGUGAAUCUGCCACGAGCUGUGAUGAUCGCAAUUCCACUAGUAACAUGCAUCUAUCUCCUGGCUAAUGUCAGCUAUUUUGCAGCAAUGACUCCACAGGAACUUCUCUCUUCAGAUGCUGUGGCCAUCAGCUGGGGGCUAAAGGUGCUGGGCAGCUGGACUUGGAUUAUAUCUCUUGGGGUGGCACUUUCUACUUUCGGUUCAGCCAAUGGAACCUUCUUCAGUGGGGGCCGUUUGUGCUAUGUGGCAGCCAGAGAGGGCCAUUUGCCUGAUGUUCUGUCAAUGGUUCAUGUGAAGCGGCUCACACCAUCCCCAGCCCUGAUCUUCACAACAGUCAUCUCAUUAAUAAUGAUCAUUCCAGGAGAUUUCAGCACUAUCGUAAACUUCUUCAGCUUUACAGCCUGGCUGUUCUACAGUAUAACGAUUUUUGGUCUUAUAUAUAUAAAGAUUAAGAAGCCGGAUAUUCCCAGACCAUAUCAAGUUCCGAUCAUCAUUCCGGUUAUUGUACUUAUUGCCGCUGUGUACCUAGUCCUGGCACCCAUCAUUGGCAGUCCUCAGCUGGAGUUUCAGUAUCUCUACGUUGUGCUCUUUAUCCUCAGCGGAGUUAUUCUUUACAUUCCUGUGGUCUGCUAUAAAUGGUCUCCCAAAUGUUUCCAAUCCAUCACUCUUUAUCUGCAACUGCUACUGGAGAUCUCUCCAUGUGACAGAAAUGACUGA
Staurois parvus is the source of this 1305-nucleotide messenger RNA. NCBI's taxonomy places the organism in Eukaryota, Metazoa, Chordata, Amphibia, Anura, Ranidae. The record is from the annotation of a GenBank genome assembly.